ACGAAGGCAAAUCAUCGCAGACGAUUAUAUAUACAACAAAUCGUUAAAAAUAGAAUAUACGCCAUCCAAAAUGUUGCUUGAAUCCGUUUGCAGGUUCGACAGCUUCAAGACGUGAAACUUCACAUAAGGAUACUCCGAAAUGUCUGUCAGAAAUGAAUGGGAAUUUCACUUCCGGGACCCCGGCUGCUAAAAAAAGUGGGCUGUCACUCUCCGGCUCUAUUACCAUGGAGCCUAUCAUGCUGCGGAAGACCAAAAGUUUUCACAGAGCCGUGCGUGUCCUCAACACCUUACAAAGCAAUGUGCUCGAACGGCAACGUCGACACCAGGAGAACCCGGCCGUGCAGCUGAAGGCUAUGCACGGACUCCUGCACCGGACCGGCCUCUCUGUGGACGAUUUGGACAAGCUCAACAUAAUCCACGUAACUGGAACGAAAGGCAAGGGAUCAACCUGUGCAUUCACAGAGAGAAUCCUAAGGAAUUAUGGCUUUCGAACAGGAUUUUACAGCUCUCCCCACCUGGUACAUGUAAGAGAGAGAAUACGCAUCAAUGGACAGCCAAUCAGCAGGGACUGCUUUGCUAAGUACUUCUGGGAGGCCUAUGAGCGGUUAGAUGUCACCAAGGACAUCUAUGGAGGCUCUAUGCCCUUCUAUUUCCAAUUUCUUACUCUGCUGGCAUUUCAUGUCUUCCUGCGUGAGAGGGUGGAUUUAGCUGUCAUUGAAGUAGGGAUUGGAGGGGAAUAUGACUGCACGAAUAUUAUCAGGAAGCCAUGGGUAUGUGGGAUCUCAUCUCUCGGCAUUGAUCACUCAAGUUUGCUCGGGGACACCAUGGAAAAGAUAGCUUGGCAGAAAGCUGGCAUCUUCAAGCCCGGCGUCCCGGCCUUCACUGUCAGACAACCACCAAGCCCUAUGGAAGUCCUGCAAGACAGAGCUGAAGAAAAAGGGUGUCCUCUGUUGGUGUGUCCAGAGCUGGAUGAGUAUGAGGCUUUGGGUGGACCGUUGCACCUCAGCUUGGUAGGAGACCACCAGCGCUGGAAUGCUUCAUUAGCCUUGCAGCUCAGCUACAGCUGGCUCCAGCGCCAGGAGGCGGAGAGGAAAGGUAGAAUCUUCUCAACUUCAUCAACAGGACGCAGGCCUGGAUCCCGGGCAGCCGCUUUCCAGCCCAGCACCACAAUGUGUGAAGGUCUGCAGGAGACCGAGUGGUUGGGGCGGAAUCAGACAGUGAGACACGGUCCUGUGACGUAUUACAUCGACGGGGCUCACACCAAGGCCAGCAUGCAGAUCUGUGUUCACUGGUUCCAACAAGAGAUGAUGAAGAACCAGUCUAGCAGGGGCUCUACAGUUAAAGUACUGCUGUUUAACACGUCGGGAGGAAGGGAUUCUGCUGCUCUGCUCAAACUCCUGGUGCCCUGCCAGUUUGACUAUGCGGUCUUCUGCCCCAAUAUACCUGAAACACUUCCUAACAACAUAGCUCACCAGGACAUCAACGUGUCUGUGGAGUCCAUGCUGGACAGCUGCUUAGCCAACCAGAGCAGCUGGAAGAGUCUGAGCAGAGCCGAGGGCCAAUUUCCUGAGCAGCUGCUGCAACACCAACACCACCGCCACCACCUGGUGGUCAACUCUGGAAGUCCCUCCCGGGUUUUCCCCUGCAUCCUCAGUGCCCUCCGGUGGAUAAGCCAAGGGAAAGACCCCGUGUUAGUUGGUGGCGUCUCAGGGCGCUCCGACAACCUGCUUCAAUCCGCUGAUGGGGCAAAAGCCCUGCAGGAAGCAGCCCACAUCGCUGUGCUGGUGACCGGAAGUCUGCACCUUGUAGGAGGGGCACUGCAAAAUCUGGACCCAUCUCUGGCCUUGUAAGAGGUUGUGGUUGAGAUGACUGCGUGGUUAGGCUGCUGUGCUGGCUUGAGAGAAAAUCUCAAACGCUCUAUUUACGUGGGUUGUGUGUAUUAAGGGUAUAUUUGUCUUUUUGCAAAUAAGGCAAUAGUCCCCUUAAACAAUCCUGUGUGUUCAGUUGUCGUCUAGAGAACGCCUCAGGAUUUUGUCAUACUAUGUACAAGCUGCCAUGUGGAAUAGUUGUGCUUUCCCAAUUAAAUAUCUAACAUUUUCCCGAUUGAAACCUCUUCAAAAACGUUCAUACGCAAAAAUGUCUUUGUCUCUAUUUGACUAUUACCUUCAGUCAGAUUUAUUUGUGUGCCCAUUAAUCACAAAUUACAAAUGUGCCUCAGGGGGCUUUACAACAACACAACAUCCUGUCCUUAGACCUUCACAUCAGAUAAGGAACAACUCCCUAAAAAAAAAAACCUUUAACAGGGAGAAAAACGGUAAGAAAGCUCAGGGAGAGCAACAGAGGAGGGCUCUCUCUCCCAAGAUGGUCAACGUGCAAUGGAUGUUGUGUUCACACAAUUUACACAAUACAACACUGAAAGAGGAUAACACAAUUAUAAUGGCAUUUUACAAUUUAUGAAGACUAUGAUGAGGAUGCCAAGCAGUGUCCAGAUGCCACCGGAACAGUCCAGGACCUGAGUCACACGACCACCAUCACCAUGUAGACCUGGAAGGAGGACAGACGACACAUGCACACGGGGGAGACUCACAUCACACCAUUCACAUACAUGGGAGAAGAGACAAGAAAUUAGUCACACAAGUCAUUAGUCACAUCGGAGAGAGAAGGAUAUAACAUUGAAACAGGAUAACAAAAUUAUACGGAUUUAUAAAAAUAUUUAAAAAGAAAAUGUGAUGAGGAUGCCAAGCAGUGUCCAGGUGGCGACCUGGGAGGAGGACAGACUGCACGUGCACACAAGGGAGACUCGCAUCACAACAUUCACACACACACAAGAGAAAAGAAGACAUUCAGAGACAAAAGACAUGAGAGUAGAGAACAGAUUGUAAUAGUCAAUAAUCUAUACUUUAUAAUUCUAUAUUCUCGUAGCCCCCCCCUUCCCAUCCAGCCCUGUACGUCUGUGUUAUGUUUAUGCAGGGCUCGAAUUGGGGGGGGGGGUCUGGACCUCCCAUAACGAACAAGGGACCCCUCCAUUAAGAAAGGAAAAAUUAAGCUUGGCGGUCACCCAUAGUAUUAUGGUUGUAAUAAGAAUCAUGACAAUAAAUUAUUUUUUGGGCAUAUUGUAGCGGUUCUUAUUUGGCAUGUAGCAGUAAAUCUGUGAACCAUGCCUGUCUUUAUGUUGCACCGGUACCUCUGUUCUGCCUGCGUGUUCACAGUCGGAUCAGGCUCUUCGGACCGCAAACGCUGACCAAUCAGAA
Lampris incognitus (smalleye Pacific opah) is the source of this 3251-nucleotide messenger RNA. It is a transcript of the gene fpgs, whose product is annotated as folylpolyglutamate synthase. The record is from RefSeq and is a predicted model, not a curated record. Gene Ontology annotation, biological process: tetrahydrofolylpolyglutamate biosynthetic process. NCBI's taxonomy places the organism in Eukaryota, Metazoa, Chordata, Actinopteri, Lampriformes, Lampridae. Gene Ontology annotation, molecular function: tetrahydrofolylpolyglutamate synthase activity; ATP binding. Gene Ontology annotation, cellular component: cytoplasm; cytosol; mitochondrion. Bases 153 to 1850 code for a protein of 565 amino acids. The transcript is spliced from 16 exons.